Molecule: messenger RNA, 636 nt
Organism: Trichomonas vaginalis G3
Lineage: Eukaryota; Parabasalia; Trichomonadida; Trichomonadidae
Exons: 1
Coding region: 1-636 (211 amino acids)
Source: RefSeq, a predicted model, not a curated record
AUGACAAACUUAGAAAACAUCUGUGGCAAGUUUAACUCCUCAAUAGAGAAUAUGAAACUUAUAGUUUGCAAUGAACUUCAAAGUAUAGAUACAACAAAAGUUUUGAACUCAGAUGCUUUGAAGAGUCUUAUAACAGACAAAGUUGGAGUUGUUGAAAGAAAAUAUAAAGACCAAAGAGUUUGUGAAAAUGUUGCAAACUUCAUUAUGGUUUCAAACAAUGCUGUUCCGAUGAAGUUAGAAAGUUCUGACAGAAGAUAUGUAGUUGUCAGAACGUCAGAUUCUCAUAUGCAAGAUACAGAAUAUUUUGACGACUUAGCAGAAACUUUGACAUCUGACUUUUACAACCACUUGUUCUCAUAUUUCAUGACAUUAGAUAUUUCUAAGUUCAAUCCAAGACAAAUUCCACAUACCGAAGAGAGACAAACAUUGUUAGAAGCAAACAAGAGUGUAUAUGAACUGUUCAUAGAUGAAACUGACUUUGUGUCAUUAGAUGAAAGGUCAUUGUACGAUUCGUAUAAACAAUAUUGUCAAGAAUAUGGUUAUAUGACAGCUUCUAAACGAACAUUCUUGGCAAAUGUCAAAAGUCUUUUAGACGUUCAGAAUGGUGUAUAUACAAAGAAAAUUUUUUCUGAGUAA